AUGCCCCCCCCCCCCUCCCCCCCCCCCCAGCACACACACCCCGUGCCACCCAUCCCCAGGAACGCCUCCCACACCCCAGGGAGGAGCGGCAGCGCCUGUCCCAGCACGCAGCGGGCGCGGGGGCGGUGGGUGCCGAUGGAGCCGCGGUGGCACUACCAGUUCCGGGUGAUCAUGCUGGGGGACUCCACGGUGGGCAAAUCCUCGCUGCUGCGGCGUUACACCGAGGGCGUCUUCCUGGACGCCGUCAAUCAGACGGUGGGGGUGGAUUUCUACGUCCAGUUCGUGGAGCUGGAGCCGGGGCUGCACGUCAAGCUGCAGUUCUGGGACACGGCCGGGCAGGAGCGCUUCAGGUCUGUCACCCGCUCCUAUUACCGCAACUCGGCGGGGGGAAUGCUGCUCUUCGACCUCACCAACCGCGCGUCCUUCGACAACGUCCAGCGGUGGCACCGGGAGGUGACGGACACGGUCCAACCUUUCCACGUGGUUUUCUUGCUGGUGGGACACAAGAGCGACCUGGCGGCCGAGCGCAAGGUGGGCAGGAGGGAGGCGGAGCGGCUGGCGGCCUCGCUGGGGGCACAGUACGUCGAGACCUCGGCCAAGGACGGCAGCGACGUGGCACGGGCGUUCCAGAUGCUGACCCUGGCCAUUUACCGGGCGUUGCAGAGCGGGCUCCUGGCGCCCUGCGAGGCGUGGGACGGGGUGAAGAGCAGCGUCCCGCUGCCGGCACCGUGCCCGAAGAAGGAGGAGAAGCGGAAGAGGGAGCCAGCAGAACAGCCUCCCUCCUCACCACAUCCAGCAGCACCUGCAGCUUCUCUGAUGUGCACCAGCUGGGGCAGAACAGGCACUACUGGGAUGUGGCCCUUCCUCAUGUCCCAGGUCUGUCAAGUCCAUUUGAAUCUCAGCGUCCCAGUCAGAGCCGGAGGAAAAGGAAGAGUCUGCACUGCCCUGCUCAGCCCCCCAGGCUGCAAGGGCUGUGUGACAAAGCAGAACAGCAGCACCAGGGGAGGGAACAAAGCCCACCCAAGCUCCAGGGGGAAAGCUGCAAUACCACCCAUGUGCUCCUGCAGGGCACCUCCUUCCCUGGCUCUGGCCUUAUGCCUCAAAAGCAAUCACCUAAUUCAUUUAAAGUUAAGGGGGAAAAAAAACCAGCUGCCCAGCUGCAGUCACAGCUGAAAUCACAGACAACUGCAUGCUCUCUGCUGCAGCUCUUUAACUUCUUGUGGUGGCAGGCAGCUGAGACCUGUGACACAAAGACAUGGCAGAUGCCCUGUGCUGCUCACAGUGUACCUGAGUGCAGCCUUGGCCUGCAGGUACAAAACAGCCCAAGGAAGCUGAGCCAAACCCUGCCAAAAAGCACUGAUUCCUGUGUGUGACACCACAUCCAGCCACUGUGACUUUGUACCAGGCAGCACAGGUCUGCAAAUGCAGGGUGGCAGUUCUGGUUACUCGUGCAUAUGCUGCAUCCCAGACAGAUCCAGCCACAAGACUUAGCCCAGGCAGUCCCUCAGGGUAUCUCAGUUGUGUUCCUGCCUCUUCCAGCAUUCUGGGAAGAAAACCCCAAGCCUGGCCUUGAUUUCUAACUGCAGGAGAAGCAUCAGGCCAGGAGAGGCAAGGCAAGUGCUGUUCUCAGCAUUGUGCUCAUUUGUGGCCUUUGCAGACCUACAAUUAUUCCUACAGCACCUGGUGGGAAGGCAGGGCCAACCCAAGGCAGCUCAGGUGCAUGCAAUGCACCUGAGUGACUGGAAAAGGUGGAGCCAGGAUCCACCCCUUCCCAGACCUCAUUUAAGGAUUGGCAGUGGAGAUAAGGGUAUCUUGCUGGAGAUCCCCACGCACCUGAGGCCUUCUGAAGGUAAGCAGCUUCUCUCCUUUGUUUCUGUGCCCAUGGCUGUUACAUUUGCUGUAGCCUAGGAGUUUGUUACUUGGCUGUCAUUGCUGUCCUUUCCAUUGUGUUACAACAACCGAAAAUGCUCUCAGCUGCUUUUUAACCCUUCCCACCUGGGCUGCCACCACACUCAAUCCUCUCUGCACAAACUGGUGAGGAGACUCCAGAAAUUACUUCAAGUCCAAACCACUUGGAAGAGGCGACAGCGUCACCAGUGCCAGCACCAGAGAGCACCUUACCCGUAUCAGGCUUCUACCGUGUGAUUCUCAGCGUGUUCCUGAGGGUUCCUUACCUGUUUGUGAGCUUC
This is a messenger RNA of Numida meleagris (helmeted guineafowl), 2189 nucleotides long. RefSeq names its product RAB42, member RAS oncogene family (gene RAB42). The record is from RefSeq and is a predicted model, not a curated record. The coding region runs from base 1 to 1173 and encodes 390 amino acids. The transcript is spliced from 4 exons. NCBI's taxonomy places the organism in Eukaryota, Metazoa, Chordata, Aves, Galliformes, Numididae. Gene Ontology annotation, molecular function: GTPase activity; GTP binding.